GAGAGAGAGAGUGAGGAUGCGCGCAGGCCGGUACAGGAGAGAUCGGAAUCGUUAAAAAAUAUCCACAAUCCGAGGAAGGUCAUAGAAAAAGCGGCGCUAACAGGAUCCCGAUUUUGCUUCUAGAUCAUAAAAGAAGGAGAUUUCAGGCGGCUGCGUCACAUCGGGAAGGCUUGUGUGAGGAUGAAGUUCGUGGCGGUGGUGGCGGGGGCCGGAGCGCUCGCGUUUCUCGGCGCGCUCGUGUGCAUCGUGGCGAGCGUGUACUCGCGCGCUCCGGCCGCCGCCCUGCAUCCCCCGGCGGGCGCGAACGGCACAGCGGCGCCGGUGCCCCCGGGCUCUCUGGGAGCGCUGUACGGUGCGGCGGACACGAGCGGGCGCGACGCUUUGGCGGCCGCGGGAACGGGCCGCGGCGAGACGCCGCUCCUGGGCGAGCUGAGCUCCGGGGCCAGUCCGCAGCGCUUCACCUUCAGCCGCCUCCUGUGCUCGCCCGUGCCGCCCGGGGAGUGCGCGAUGAAGCGCCGGAGACGCGACAAGGAGCGGGAGGACGACAACGACGAGGAGGAGGAGGAGGAAGAGGACUGGAGCGCCCUGAACGCGGCCGCUGAGGAGCUCCGGCGCACCGUGGCGCUGCAGAACGAGCAGAUCGCCGCCGACCGCAAGACCAUCGACGAGCUCACCGGCAAACUGGCCGAGUGCGAGACCGCGCUGCUGGAUGAGCGGACCGUGACCGAGCGCGGAGCCGCGGCAUCGUGGCCCGCCCGGCGCCGCCUCAUGGCCGGGGAUGGCGCGCGGGAGUCCGCCGCCGCACAGCUACACACCGCGCGGGCUGUCGAGGAGCUCGAGAGGGCCAUCCUCCAGCUCAAAGACCGCAUCGAGAAGCUGGAGCUGGAGAUGGUGCCUGCUUUGUUGAACCACUCGGAGGUGGCAGCAGGCUCCACAGGCAUGCGGUUGGCACUGGGCCAGGCUGGUGGGCGUGCAGAGGAUGUGGGUGGAGAGCUGGUGCAGAAGGUAAAGCAGCUGGAGGAUGAAAGGAAGAACCUACGCAAGGAGACACAGAACCACCACCAGCACAUCGACCAUGGCAUCAACACUCUGCAGGAGCGCAUCUCAGAGCUGGAACAAAGUUUUACAGGUCAGAGUUACCCCCAGGGAUACAAGCUCUCCUUCCCCAUUCGGACCAACUACAUGUAUGGCUUGGUGAGACGGAACAUUCCGGAGAUGUACGCCUUCACGGUUUGCAUGUGGUUGAAGGCGACAGAGAGCAGGAUCGGGACACCGUUCUCAUACGCCGUGGACAAGCAACCCAACGAACUUGUCCUCUUACAAGGCGUCCAUAAACAAGCUGAGCUGCUUGUUAAUGCUAAGGUGGCACAGUUGCCUCUGUCGUUCCCACCCGGCACUUGGCAGCAUGUUUGUGUGAGCUGGACUCUGCGUGAUGGUGUCUGGAAAGCUUAUCAAGGUGGCAAGCUAAAGGAGAGAGGCGAAGGUCUGUCAGCAUGGCAUCCGAUCAGGGCAGGAGGUGUGCUGGUUCUGGGACAGGAACAGGACACACCGGGUGGACAGUUUGAUGCCUCCCAGGCGCUGGUGGGUGAGCUGUCUCUGUUUAACCUGUGGGACCGCGUGCUGUCGCCGGCCGAGAUCGGCAACAUCGCGUCCUGCGGCGAGUCAGUGCGGCUGGGGAACGUGGUCUCGUGGACGGAACGAGAAGUGGAUGUUUUCGGGGGAGCCACCAAGGAGCCAGUAGACCCCUGCUCCAGUGAUGCUGGACCCCAGAAAUGAGGGAUGUUGGGUUUUGCAAAAAGCUAAAAUGUUGGAGUGUGUUUAUUAGGAAUGGUCACUGUGGUACUACUUUCAUAAUCGCAUUAAUGUUCUCUCUGCUCCAUGUCAGCGUGUAUAUGUGUGUAUGUAUGUGUGUGUGUGUGUGUGUACGUGUGUGUUUGGAUGUGCAGGGCCAAUGACUGGAACUGCUAAGUGCUUAAAAGCCACUGUGUAUCUUCCUGUGUCUCGUGUGUGUAAUCUUCUAACGUCAUUCCCGCACUCAUGCAUUUUCGCGCGUUUCUCCGUAAGAUCAAUAUUUUCCUUCCUGUCGAUGCUGACUGUGUUAUUAUUAUUUUAUCUUUGACAGUGUAACUGUGAUUGUAGCGGCCUUCACUUAAAAUCUCCUGCACUCUUACUAAAACGUCUGAUUUUCCAAUUCAUUGUACUAGAAAUUUUGUCAUUUUUCUUCUGUUCUUUUAUCUUUAUCAAACUUUUUUUUUCUUUUUCUUUUUUUAUCAUGUCGCAUUUUAUUCUAAUACUAAUUUUUACUACAGUGUUCAUGACUUUUGUUGUUUCUUUAAUAAAUAAAUCGCUAGGACUUUGACUUUCUGUUCUUUAUAAAAGUAUAAAAAGUGUAAAAAUAUAAGUUAUAUAAAAAAUUCUAUGAUAUGAAUAAUUAUCACGUAUUAUUUGUAUUAUUAUUUCUGGAAAUCAAUUUGCUAUUGUUUUUGUAUUAUUAUUAUUAAUAUUAUUAUUAGUGCAAGACUCAUCAUUUUUAAACAUUCUCCUGUUUACAAAGUCUGGAUCGCUGUGAAACUUUUAAAUUAACAUUAUGCCUGCAUAUUUAAUAUAAAGAUCGGAUGAUACCCAUGAUCUAAUCUCAUAAACUGAUAUUUAUGCAUCAUGGGGGAGAAAGAAGA
Messenger RNA from Clarias gariepinus (North African catfish), 2675 nucleotides. RefSeq names its product neuronal pentraxin receptor b (gene nptxrb). The coding region runs from base 181 to 1776 and encodes 531 amino acids. NCBI's taxonomy places the organism in Eukaryota, Metazoa, Chordata, Actinopteri, Siluriformes, Clariidae. The record is from RefSeq and is a predicted model, not a curated record. The transcript is spliced from 5 exons.